GCCCCGUCCCGCCCCUCGCGGAGCCUGCGCGGAGCCGGCGGGGCCAUGGGCGGGCGGUGAGCGGCGGGAGCGGCCAUGCCGGUGCCCGAGCCCAUGCCCGGCUACGGGCAGCUGCUCCGGCGGGGCUACGGCAGCCUGGCCGGGGCCGUGCGGGGCUGCGGGGACUGCGGCUGGGAGCUGGCCCGCCGGAGCUGGGCCGAGAACGCGCACCUGGGCUGGGCCGAGCUGCUGCUGUGCGGGCUCUGCGCCCUGGGCUGGACCGCGCUGCGCAGAACCGCCGCACGAUGGGUGUUUCGGCCCUUUGCGGAGUGGUGCAACCUGCAGCCGAAAGAUGCCGCCAAGAUGCCCGAGAGUGCCUGGAAGCUGCUUUUCUACACGUUAUCCUGGUCGUAUGGCAUCUACCUGCUCUUCUUCACCGACUACCCCUUCUUCUAUGACCCACCGUCUGUCUUUUAUGACUGGAAGAAGGGCAUGGACGUCCCCACGGACAUCGCCAUCGCCUACCUGUUGCAGUGCAGCUUCUACGGGCACUCCAUCUACGCCACCGCCUACAUGGACACGUGGCGCAAGGACUCGGUCGUCAUGCUCCUGCACCACGUGGUCGCGCUGACCCUCAUCGCCUUCUCGUACGCGUUCAGGUACCACAACGUGGGCAUCCUCGUGCUGUUCCUGCACGACGUCAACGACAUUCAGCUGGAGUUCACUAAGCUCAACGUCUACUUCAAGCACCGCGGGGGAGUCUAUCACCGCCUCAACGACAUCAUCUCCAACAUCGGCUGCCUCACCUUCAGCGUCAGCUGGUUCUGGUUCCGUCUCUACUGGUUCCCCCUCAAGGUGCUCUACGCCACUUGCUACUCCAGCCUCCAGUUGGUCCCUAAUAUCCCCUUCUACUUCUUCUUCAACGCUCUGCUCCUUCUCCUCACUCUGAUGAACAUCUACUGGUUUCUGUACAUCGUCCUGUUCGUGGCCAAGGUGCUGAUGGGGCAGAUGAAAGAGGUGAACGACGUGCGCGAGUACGACGUGGAGGUCAGGAAGAAAACCGCCACGGCCAAGAAGAAAGAGGCUGGACUGCAGCUGCCCAGCGCUCUGAAAGAAGGGCUGCACCUGAAGAAUGGACUUAUCAAAGACAAGCGGUUAUAAGGGACGCGCGGCCGGACCUGGGCACUGACCCAGGACUCUGCACUCAAACCCAGCGAACAAACGGCACACGGAGAAAGAAAUUCACCCCCGACACCCCCGCACCCCCACCCAGCACUGGGGGAGAUGCCACUGACAGGAUCAGGCCCCUGCUGGGGUUCACCUGGGACCUGGUGCUUUUUCUGUAGCCGGUCUGUGCUGGGUCAGCUGGGAGGCUUUGCUGGUCCAGGUAGGAUUUGGAGCUGGCUUUAGGUCCCUCUGUCGCUCCAUCCCUCAGCUCUUCUCAGUCCCUUUGUGGUUUCUCCUGUCGUUAUUGUUGGACCCCCCACCGACCCUUCCUCAGCAUCAGUGGAGGUUCCUGUCCUCCGACACAGCAUCAAACUGGGGAGGGAAAUGUCCUCUCAACAUCGGAACCGAUGGAAUCCCGGGCCCGGGACUGCAGCGGUGACACAGAGCACCCCGAGCCCUCUCGGGAACGGGGCUGCCACUCGCCUGGGGACACAGCGCAGUUCCCAUUGCAGCUCUGCCUGGAAACCCAGCCCUGGAGCGUUAUUCCGGCCUCCUGUCCUGCCAGAGGAUGGCCAGGAGAUGUAAUUUGCUUUAAAAGCCUAUUUAAUUCUUCUAGUUGCUUCAAAAUCCAGUCCGAGUCCCGCAGGCUCUGCUGCUGAGGGACCUCGAGGCUCUUGCCCCAGCUGUGGCUGCUUGUCCAAGUAAAUAACAACUAGUUUGUGCUCCCCGGGUUGGUUUUCCAGGCGGCGCCGGCCUGGCCGGGUCACCGAGGCUGGCCCGGGUGUCUCUGCAGGGAAUCCCCGUGCAUUUUCCAGUGUCCCAGACCAAGACCGUCCCGUCGCUGUCCUCUCUCAGGGCUGGGACCCUCCGCUCCUGAGCCCUCCCUGGGGAGCGGAGCUCCUGCCCAGCCGGGGCCGCCAGGCAGCACAGGGGGAUCCAGGGCAUUCAUUCCAGGCAUCAGAGGCUGGUUAAUUGUUGGUUUUUUGUUUUGUUUUGUUUUUUCCUUUUAUUUUUGUGUCUGUCACACUGACUCAUCUCCAGGCUCGCUGUGUCAGCCACAGGCAAAUUGCCUCGCUGAACAGAACACAAAAUGUGACUCGGGCUGAUGGAAACUGGAGCCGUGGCAGGAUCCGUCACCUGGGCGGGUUCAGAGGGGGCGUCCUGGUGCUUUAGUUCCUCGGCUUUCCAGUGGGAUUUGCAAGAACCACUAUCCCAGGUGUCUUUCUGCUCGGCUGGGGCAGCGACGGUGCGGAGUUUGGUGGCAGCGGUACGGAGUCUGUGUGGGUAAACUCAGUUUUACGGCCCCAGCCUGCCCAGGGUUUCCCAUUUGGCUGUGUGUGUGAUGUGGCUGUGCCGCCCGCGGUUUGGCUGUGGUCGUGCUGGUGGCUUUUCGUGUCCCGUGGGCCGGGCGGCGUGUGCGGCCGGGAGCUGAACCAGGGUCUGAGGGUUCGUUGAGCUGGGUUUUGAUGAGCUUGGGAGAGAGAUGUUGGAUGCUGUGAUUGGAAAAGGAAGAAAAAUAAGUGAUUUGGAGGAGGGACCCUGCUCUGGGUGGGAUGUCCACAGCAGGUAGGAGCAGCGCUUGACCGGCUGGCGUCUUUAUGUCGGGGAGAUCAUCUCAUGUCCUUCUAGCCACCGAGGACUUUGCCGGACCUGGAUGAUGUGGAGAUGCGGGAAGGGGCAGCUGCCUCAAAGGGUUAACAGGUCCUGGAGGGACCUUCACACCCUCUGCCCAAUCCUGGGAAUCCCUGUGUGCUAAUUGAGCACUAACCAGAUCAAAGGCUCCAAUCAGGCAAUCAACACCCCCCUGGCCCCUUGUCUUAGUCCCCAGCCCAGGCUGCUCUUUGUCUGGGGAAGGAGAGCAGAGGAUGCGGCUGCUCCCCAGCUUUAGAGCCGGGCUGGCCUGGGCUCUCCUGAGCGCCGUUCUGGGGAUGGAGUUAAGCCUGCAGGAAAGUUUACUGUUAAAAUCCUUGGGUUUAAGUGCCAAGCCCAGCCCGAAAAGCCCCAUUCCUGUGCCCUCGGUGCUCUGGCGGAUCUUUCAGAAGAGAAAAAUGCUGCCUGCUCCAAACAAAGACCCGGCGGAUGCUUGUAGGGUGGAGGAGUUUAAUGUCCCUGGGAACAUCAUCCGUGUCUUCGCUGACCAAGGUACAGGAAGGCGGUGGUUUGGUCCUGUCUUUUGGAAGCCCCUCUGCUCUCUGGGCUGGGAGGCUCGGCUGCAGUUCUUCCUUUUCUGUCUCUGGGGUGCAGGUAGGACGGGCUGGGGGGCAGCAGCCAGAACCGGUGUCCAGAUCGCUGCUGCCUGAACUCUGGUGCCUCUGGAUGUUGUCGAUGACAUUUUACAGUUCAGAAACGAGUCAGUGAUCGAGGCAGCGGGGGAGGGUGUGGGGCUGUGGCCGGGUCUGUCCUGGAGUCGCCCAAAGCAGUUGGGAGAUGCUGGUUUGAGCCCUUGGGCUCGCGGCGGCGGCUCCUCCGUCCCUUGGGCGCAGCUCCGGGUGGGACGGGAUGACGCCCGUGUGGCCGUGUCCCCCCCCGUGCUGUUUGUCCCCUCGCCUCUGGCUGCCCACACGGCACAUCUGGCUGCCUCUGGCCUCUCUGAGCCGUUCUCAGUUACGUGGGAGCUGUUUGGUCGGUGUCCUCUCCAUCCGGAAACACUGGAGCUCGCUCCUCUCAUCAUUCCAGGUUUCCAAUGGAAACCUAGAGCUGGAUUCAACCGGCAGCUGCCCAGCUCUGAAAAUUCGCUGCUAUUUGCCCUCCUUUCCCCUCCACCCCAACGGCCAGCACCCCCAACACCCCCAUACUGGGGGGAGAUAUUUGCAACUGGGGGAAAAAUAACUUGCCAAGAUGUUGAGUAGCGGAGCUGCUGGAGCCCAGGCUGGUGCUGGUGCCUCUCUGAAGGCUGCGCCAUCAGGCCGAUAGAUCUUCCUGCAUCGUUGUCACCUCCAUCUAACAACCGUGGGCAUCCUCGGCUCUGUCUGUCCCAUCUUCCUCUUGCUGUGCAGCCAAGAGCUGAAGCUGGAGCCCUGAGAAGCUGAUCCUGCUCAGCACAACAGGCUCCCACCACCACCACCUCUAUCUCUCCUUCUUUGCCAGGCCACUUCAUCCACAGCACGCAGCCCCCACGGCUGCUGUGUCUGCAGAAGCGUCUGUACUUUAACCUCUCGGUGCUGGAGGAGGACGAGAGCUUGACGAUGGCUCAGCUGGAGGUCAAAUUCAGCCACAACUCCUACCACGCCUCCAGCCAGCGGCAGGUGUUCGAGCUGCGGCUCUACCGGAGCUCCCAGAUGGUUCUCCGGGGGGUGCCCUCCCCGGAGCGCGGCCGGAAGCUCCUGGUGGGACAGUCCUUCGCCCAGCUGCACCAGUCGCUUCUCUUCAACCUGACCGGGGUGGCGAAGGAGUGGAGAACGCACGGCAGGAAUCUGGGCUUGAUCCUGGAGAUCUCGGUGGGCGGCGGAGACGCCGCGUCGGCCCCGACGAGCGAGGGGCUGCGGAACGUCUGCGCCAGCGUGGACGCCUUCCUGGCCGCAUCUCUCCUGGUGGUGACCCUCAACCCGCAGCAGUGCGGGGCUGCCCGGAGCAGGAGGAGCGCUCAGCACCCCCCCGUCACGCCGAGCAACCUCUGCAAACCCCGGCGGCUUUACAUCAGCUUCAGCGACGUGGGCUGGGAGAACUGGAUCAUCGCCCCGCAGGGCUACAUGGCCAACUACUGCCUGGGCGAGUGUCCCUUCCCGCUGACCGCCGAGCUCAACAGCACCAACCACGCCAUCCUGCAGACCAUGGUGCACUCGCUGGACCCCGAGGGGACCCCCCAGCCCUGCUGCGUCCCCGUCAGGCUGUCCCCCAUCUCCAUCCUCUACUACGACAACAACGACAACGUGGUGCUGCGGCACUACGAGGACAUGGUGGUGGAUGAGUGUGGCUGCAGGUAGCGGAGCUGCCGGGGGUUGCGUGCGCUGGGGGGUUGAUGGAAUAAAUGUGAGUGUGUUAAAUCCCCUCUGUGCUGGUGUUCGGGAAGGUUCUCGGCGGUGCGGUGUUGGAGCUCCCCCCGCGCAGGUGAGGGCAGGAAGGGAUGGUUAGUGGAGCUGUGAUUUUGCGUGCGCGGCGCUGCAGGUGUCCUGUUCUGGGAUUAUGAUCAAGCCUGAUGCUGGUUUUCCGUCCCGUUCUCCUCGGGGAGCGGGGCAGCAGGUUGUGAAUCCCAGACCCCGUGUGCUGCUCCCGGGAGCAGCGGCAGGGCUUGUGCUGUCUGGCGUUGUUUUGGCUGCAGCUUUCUCGGUGCAAAAAUAAUUGAUUUUUGGUGUGGUGACCCGCUGCUGGUGGUUCCCGGGCACAGCGUCCCGCUGCAGGAGGUGACACGGCGGCUCCGGUCCGGCUGCGGGAAGAGCUGACGGUGUCACGGGAAGAGCUGCAGCUGCGGCUCCCUGUGACUUUGUCCCUUCUCGCUAUGGCUUUGUUUGCUGGUUUUAUUGCACGGUGGGUGACGUGGAGGUGCUGGGAACGCCGGGUCGAGGGGCCGUCGCUGCUGACGGAUGGUUUGGGUGAAGCGGAGGGGAUGCGGUGCCCCGCUGCAGAGGUGGGGACAGGGCGAGUCAGCGGCAUCUUGUUCCUGUGACUCUGUAAUUAAUUUACCUCACUUGCAAAUUGAUGAGAGCAGGGUCCCUCCCCGCGGCUGCAGGACAGGGCUGGAGCCGGAUGGCAGCUGAGCGUGGGGCGGCAGCAGCUCCACAGCGACGCAGCCCCACACGUUCAUGUGCUUCUGCAGUUUAGGGGUUUAUUUUUUAAAAAUUCAUUGUGUGUUGGUUUUUUUCAUCAUCAUUUUUUCUGUGUUCGCUGGUGUGCUGGCCGCGGUACCCGGCCCAGCGCAGCCGAGCGUGGAGCGAGUGUUCAAUGCCGCUAACCCGAGCUGUAGCCGCGCGGUGCCGAACGGACCCAAAUUUGCGCCAUCGCGGGUGAUCCCAGCGGAGGAAUCGCUGCUGUUCUCCCACCUGCCGAGGCGGGUGCUGGCCCUGGGGAAGGCAGCUGAAGCUCCUGAAGGCAUCCUGGCUUUCCUGUUUUGGUUUUUUUGGGGGGGGAACUAAAGUGGGAACAGAAAAGGAAUCCAUGUUAGACUUGAAAUUUUUCUGGUUUUCUUGGUGUGUUUUUUGUGUUUAUUUUUUUUCCAACUGUGAACCUGGCACCACAGCGUAGAUGAUUUUGUUGUUGUAAUUUUUCUUUAUGCUGAUGUUGUCUUCAUGGUCUGAUGAAGUAUCACCGAGCACUGAGGGUUUAACCACUGCUGGGUUUGCAGCACCAGUGUCUCCCCGUCCCUGGGACUGGUUUUUGCUGCCCCUGGGUAGGAACCGAGACUGGAGGAGCCCGAGGGACAGUUGUCGUGCACCAAAACGUUUCCAUCUCCCCGUGGGGACACGCAGUGAGCUCCGCAAAGCCCUGCAGGUAAACCGAGCUCUGCAAAGCCCUGCAGAUAAACCGAGCUCCGCAAAGCCCUGCAGGUAAACUGAGCUCCGCAAAACCCUGCGGGUAAACCCGAGCUCUGCAAAACCCACUUGAAGCACUUCAGUGUUUUAAAGGGCUUAGUGUAGGAGUUGACUUAACUAAAGCAGGAGCUGCUUAUUUCAACUUUAAAUGGGCAAGAGUGAAUAAAAUAAAGUAUUAUGUUGGGGGGCAACUGUCCCCCCCGCAGGCACCAAGGGGAGGUGGGUGACAGCCAUGACCGGACAUGGGGACAUGUUCUAAUGGACACGGGGGUGGUAAGACGAGGCCUAAAGUGUGCAGCAGGCGCUAAGCCACGCCUGGGGCGGUCUUGGCUUUGCUGAGCCAGCGCCUGCACCAGGUAAAAGCCACUUCUGUUUCCUGCAGCAGGAGCCGCCCCUGGGCGCAGCCUUAGACCUCCUGCCGCUCAGCAUCGUCUCCAUCGGGGGGUUCAUCUGCUCCCCCAUGUCCGCUAUGCACACCCCCCACUUUUGUACUAGUCUGUGUUUAAAAAAAAACAGUAAUAAACUUGAAGUUUAUACAAUCAGA
Messenger RNA from Columba livia (rock pigeon), 7155 nucleotides. It is a transcript of the gene CERS1, whose product is annotated as ceramide synthase 1. Gene Ontology annotation, molecular function: sphingosine N-acyltransferase activity. The transcript has 7 exons. Gene Ontology annotation, biological process: ceramide biosynthetic process. NCBI's taxonomy places the organism in Eukaryota, Metazoa, Chordata, Aves, Columbiformes, Columbidae. The record is from RefSeq and is a predicted model, not a curated record. Gene Ontology annotation, cellular component: membrane. The coding region runs from base 76 to 1140 and encodes 354 amino acids.